AGGAAUCUGAGCAGCCAGCUGGCACCAUGGACUCAGCCUCCUAACAUCCAGCACACAGCCCAGCCAGGGCCAUGAUCCUGCCCUCCAUUCUGCUGCUUGUUGCCCACACCCUAGGAGCAAAUAUUGAAUGUGGUACGAGACCCCUGUAUGACAGCAAAACUCGACACUCCAGGAUCAUAGGAGGGCAGGAGGCUGAGGUGGGUGAGUUUCCAUGGCAGGUGAGCAUUCAAGAAAAGAGACAUCAUUUCUGUGGCGGCUCCAUUCUCAGCGAGUGGUGGAUCAUCACCGUGGCCCACUGCUUUUAUGAUGAGGAGGUUUCCCCGAUAGAACUGACGGUCAAAAUGGGAACCAAUGACUUAGCUGCCUCACCCAUGGAAAUACAGGUUGCCAACAUAAUUCGCCACAAAAACUUUAAAAGAGCCAACAUGGACAACGAUAUUGCCUUGCUGCUGCUGGCCAGCCCUAUCCAUUUCAACGACCUGACAGUGCCCAUCUGCCUGCCUCUCCAUCCUGCCCCUUCCAGCUGGCAUGAAUGUUGGGUGGCAGGAUGGGGCAUAACCAACUCAGACGACAAAUCAUCUAUGACAACCGACUUGAUGAAGGUGCCAAUGCGUAUUACGGACUGGAAGGAAUGCACGAAGGUGUUUCCAAUGCUGACCAACAACAUGCUGUGUGCUGCGUAUGAUAACGAGAGCUAUGAUGCUUGCCAGGGAGACAGUGGGGGACCGCUUGUCUGCAGUGCAGAGCCUGGCAGUAGGUGGUACCAGGUGGGCAUCAUCAGCUGGGGCAGGAGCUGUGGACAAAAAGGCUCCCCAGGAAUAUACACCGUGCUGUCGAACUACACCCAGUGGAUUGAGAAAAUAGCCCAAAUAGAGGGGAAGCCCCUGAAUAGUGAGCCUUGGAGGGUCUCUGUCAAGAAGAAAGCCGGAAAUCACAGUCAAUUCUCCAAAUGUCCAGCAUUGAGCUAUCCCCAAAGUUGGCUUCUGCCCUAUCUUCUGUCAUGUGUGUUGCUCAGAGCCCUGUCCAACUGGGAAUAGAGAGAUGCAGUCUCUAACCCCUGGCAUGUAUGUGAGACUAUGCUUUGGGGUUGGCUACAAACCUGAGCUGACAUCAAGAAGCUUGGGGGGAGGACAGAAAGAGGAGGACCCCAAAGAUAGGCUAGAGCCCUGGUUCAGGGACUGAAUGCAGAUACAGCCAGAUGGAAUAUACUAGUGACAGCUCACUCUGGUGAACCUGGUUCUCACUCUUGGUCACCUGUCAGGUUCCAGGUAACUUCUGGUGGGAGGGACCAUCUCUAGCUAGAACAAAUAAAUCUCUAGAUUUGUUCAGAUA
Molecule: messenger RNA, 1332 nt
Organism: Myodes glareolus (Bank vole)
Lineage: Eukaryota; Metazoa; Chordata; Mammalia; Rodentia; Cricetidae
Gene: Prss55
Product: serine protease 55
Biological process (GO): proteolysis
Molecular function (GO): serine-type endopeptidase activity
Source: RefSeq, a predicted model, not a curated record